Molecule: messenger RNA, 1003 nt
Organism: Cataglyphis hispanica
Lineage: Eukaryota; Metazoa; Arthropoda; Insecta; Hymenoptera; Formicidae
Product: cyclin-dependent kinase 2-interacting protein-like
Exons: 4
Coding region: 143-706 (187 amino acids)
Source: RefSeq, a predicted model, not a curated record
AGUCACGUUCUUACCAUCUUAUCAGUUUUUGUUUUUGUUUUAUACAAUUGUGACUGCAUUCCGAGUUCCGAUUCACUUCGUACUUCGUUCCAAUAUAUAAUUUCACCAGAGAGACGCCUUCGUAGUUCGCUCUGAUCUCACUAUGACAACAAAGAAGGAAAUGUUUCUUCCCAUCAAAUUACCUUCACAUAAAUCAUAUCAAGGAAAAAAUUUGACAGGAACUGAACGUUUUGUAUAUGAUUUAGCUGCAGAUAUUAAUGCAAAUAUACAACAAUGGAAUAGUUUCCAUAUUGAAGGAAUCACCUAUUUAAAAAACAUAAUACAAGUAAAGCGUGACAAAAAUUAUUCUGUGAUUUUGCAAGAUUUAUGCGAUAAGUUAGAAAAUGUUUGCGAUAGUUUGGAUGGCAUAAUUAGAAACUUGGAGCAAAUUAAAAAUCAGUUGAAAGUCACAACAGUUUUACAAGAAACUACAAAUAAAUUGUUUUUAACAUGGCCAAUGAGCAAGUUUGAUGAAAUAGCAGAAACUAUAUAUGAGAUGUAUCAUAAGGAAGCUACAUUGAGACGCAAUUUACUGGAAAAUAUUGCUCAUAAUUAUACAGAAACUUGGAAAAUGUUUUAUCUUGCAGCAUGGGUACAUCAACCUUUAUUAUCUGAAAAUUCAACAUCAUUAUUGAAUUCAUUGUUAAUCGAAACAGGUCACCAAUGAUAACAAUUUCUAAUUUAGCAUUUAAUUUUCCUUUAUUUUAAUGUGUUAUUAUUUAAGGAAUUAAAAUAAUACAUUAGACAAUCAUGAUUCGAUUAAUAAAAAGAAUUGCAUUGUAUACACAAUAUAUUCCAAAAUUUGUGAUUCUAAAUACUAUAACAGAAAAGUUCUCGAAGAAUUAAAUAAUAUUAAUUGAACAAAUAUUAAAUAUUUAAUUGAUAUUAAUUUUUUUCUAAUUUUUAUACAUUUUAUUAAUUUUCCAUUUAUAAAAUUGUAUAUAAGUAUAAUAUUUAUAUAAUA